AUGGUUCGUAAAACAAUCAGAAGAAGAAUCACCAAAACUGAUCCAAUAGUUGUUAACAUCGAAGUCGAGGAUCUGAUCGAUGAACUGACCGCUGAAAACAACAGACUCGUCAAUGAAUUGUUGUUUACAAACAAAUGUUUAGAUUUAUUAAAUGAAAUCAAAGAUCACAUGGAAUUGAUUCACAAGAAAUAUGAAGACUAUAUUACAGCCAAAGAGUAUAAACAGUGGCAAUCAUUCAAGCAAUCAAUGAUUACAGCCAUUGAUGACCACAACAACAACAACAAUACAAGACAUAAAACUGAAGUCAAAACAAUUGGCAAAGAAAGACAAUUAACUGAUAACAUUAGACAAGCGUUUAAUCAUAUCAUCAUCGGUGGUGUAAAUAAAUCCAACGAUCAGAUCAGUUCAUCACUAGCUGAUCCGUGUACGACAACAACAACUAGUACAACAGUUCACACAGCAGUUCCCAAUUUGAAGACUACAGCUUCUAAUGUCAAGACUGUUAAGACAAUUGCCGUUAAAACAGCAGAAGUAGUGUCAAUAGAUUUAUCACAAAGUGAUGCCGACAUAUCAGAUGAUACCGAUUGUUGUGACGCCGAUGAUGUGGUGGCUGAGGAGGACAGCAUUGGUGACGACGAUGACGACGGUUGUUGGCAACCGGAGGACACGUCAAGUACUGUCAACAAAACAAUCGCCGAUAGACUGAUAAGUAAUACUAUUGAAGAAAGCGAAUCAAUUGAUAAGUCAACGACAAUAGUUAGUCAAAGAAUUGCAGAUCAGAAGACCGCCACCACUGAUGGCGAUCCAAAUUGGCUAUUGUUGGCAAAGAAAGGCAAUUUAGAUCCGAUUAGUGGCCAACAUUUAUGUCCGAAACCCGAUUGCAACAAACACUUCCCAACUCAGCGACAACUAUACAAUCAUUGUUACGAUGUUCACUGCAGACUGAAAAAACAUGUUUGCAAUCAUUUAGACUGCAAUAAGUCGUUUGCAACAAUCAAGCGUUUGAACCGACACUCGGCAUCUCAUCGGCGAAAACAGGAACGAUUGGUCCGACGAUAUGUUUGCCAUUACGACGGCUGCGACAAACAGUAUAUCCAGAGAAAGCAUUUGAGAAGGCAUUUGUUAUCGCAUUCAUCGGACUCGCCGUACGUUUGUCAGGAGCCAGACUGCGGAAAGGCGUUCAAAACCCAAUGCAAACUGAAACUCCAUCAGACUAUACACGCCACCAAUCGGCCAACCUAUCGGUGCCCGGAAUGUGGAAAGUCGUAUCUGUGCGAUAGAACACUGGCCAAUCACCGACGAUUCAAUCAUUCACUGGUCAAUCAGUUGCGCUGCGAUAUCGACGGUUGCGACGAAAUAUUCAAAAAUUAUUCGCAACGAAGAAAACACAAGAUGUCUGUUCAUAAUUUCAAAUACGCACCGAUUAAGGUAACACUAGGCGACUAUCCGUGUCAGUGGCCCGGGUGUGAGUACAAGACAACAAAAAAACCAUUGCUUGCAUUACACACUCGCAUACAUACCGGCGAACGGCCGUACGGUUGCGAUUGGCCUGAAUGUGGCAAACGAUUUCGCAAUAGAGCUGACUUUAGGGAACACUAUAACUAUCAUCUGAAUGUUAAGCCCUAUGGAUGCCAAUGGCCGGGUUGUGAAUACCGGGCCACUUGUUAUGGAAAUAUUGUUAAUCAUACAAAAUGUGUACAUAAAAAACAUACCGAAACCAAACAAAUGGAUAAUACAGUAGAAGAGGUGACCGUCAAAACAACAGCUGAUCCAAACCACAACAUGUCUAACAACAACAAUAAUAUCGAUGUCGACGAUGUAAUCGAUGAACUGAUGGCCGAAAACAAACGACUGGUCAAUGAAUUGUUGUUUGCAAACAAAUGUCUGAAUUUGUUGACCGAACUGAAGGAUCACAUGAAUUUGGUUCACAAGAAAUAUGAAGAACAUAUUCAGGCCGAAGAUAUCAGCCAAUGGCAAACAUUACAGAAAUCGGUGGACACAACUGUCGACGGAUUUACUAUGUGUUCGUUUAGUCACUUGAAGAUCAAUAACGUGAAGACCAGAGAAUUCAAUAGAAAUCUAAGUCAAGACAUUAAGAAAGCAUUUAGUCAUAUCAUCGGCGGUAAUGAUAAUACCAAUAAUAAUAAUAAUAAGACUAAAACUCGGCGAAAGACUUUAUCAUCAUCAUCACCAUCACUACUAUCAAAGAGUAAUAAAGACAAUCAGUAUAUCAACAGUCAAUUGUUGUAUGAAAACCAAACGCUUAACAAAAUGAAAGAUCAGAUGAAUUGGUUGAUCAAGAAAUACGAACCGUUUAUAUUUGCCGAAGAUAUGACUAAAUGGAAACAAUUGCAACAAUCGCUGGACGACAGCAACAAUACGAUAAAAACGACAACUAUUAUCCGAUCAAAAGACGUGGCCAUUAGCCGCUUGACGACACAUAUGGGUAAAGCCGUACGAAAUGCACAAAACUAUCCGUACGUUUGCCGACAACAGGGCUGUGGCCAACGAUUCAAAUUGAAGAUUGCAUUGCAUGUACACUACGGCAAGUUUCAUAAGAACGGCGAGUAUGUGUGCGACGUAUGUCAGAAACGGUUUACAGAAAUCAACAAAUGGACAAAACAUUUGGCCACUCAUGAGCUGCGAAAGAAGACGUUCAAGUGUUCUGAAUGUGACAAAUAUUUGUCGAGCAGAAUGAUACUGAAGAAACAUCUGGAAAAGAUGCACUUUAUGAUCACCACUGGUGGUGGUGGUGGUGUUGGCGUCGCUGAUGGUUGUAGUGGUGAUGACCAACAAACCGGCGGAGGCGGCGGUGGUGAUACAUCACUGUCCAUGGAUGUCAUCGAAUCCAAUGACGAAAUGACCGAAUUCAGACGCAAAUACUUUGAUAAGCAAACCAAACAGUUUAUAUGUCCCGAUUCCGGCUGCCGAUUGCCGUACAAUAACGCUACCGCUCUCUACAAUCAUAUGAAAGAAGUUCACGGCAAACAAGGUUUAGCCGAUUGUUUAGUACAAAGUGAUGGCGGCAACAGUGGCGUUGGUGGCGGAGGCGGCGAUCAAGUGUUUGGCAGCGCCGCAGCCGAUAAUUCUGAAGCCGAUCGGCAACUGUUACUACUGAUGAAACAAAAUCGUUUCGAUGAGACUACGCAACGAUUUGUUUGUCCCUAUCCCGGCUGUGACAGUAAUUUCGGUACAAAUAAAUACUAUGAACAGCACUUCAUUCGGAUGCACUAUCGACCGGAUCGCAAACCGUUUGUUUGUCCCGAACCCGAUUGCGGUAAGGGAUUCAAGACAAAAGUUAUGCUCCGACGACAUCGGGUAACACACGAUGCCAAUCGUAAGCGAGACCACCAAUGCUCGGAAUGCGACAAAUCAUACUUUACUAGAGCCGAACUAACACUUCAUACAAAUUUCAGACAUCUAAACAAAAAGAUGAUCCGAUGCGGUAUCGAUGGUUGCGAUCACCGAUUCUAUAACUUUGACCAGCGAUCUACUCAUCGAAAAUCUGUACACAAUAUGAAUUACGCCAAAAAGUAUAUACCCGAUAAACACCAGUGCCAGUGGCCCGGUUGCGACUACAAGUGUUCGUCCACUGGCGAUCUGAGAGACCAUACCCGUAUCCAUACUGGUGAACGGCCGUACGAGUGCGAGUGGACAGACUGUGAACAACGAUUUGCACGGAAAGCUGAUCUCAAACGACACGUUACGUGUCAUAAAAAUCUAAAACCAUUUGUCUGCCAGUGGCCCGGCUGUCAAUAUCGGGGCAAUUGUAGUGCCAAUCUGUAUGCACACAAAAAGAUACAUCAAAGACAACAACAACAGGAGCAACAACAACAACAAUCAGAAGCUGAUACUACAAUACCGACGGCUGAUUAUUAUUUGAAAACAAUUCACACGAAAUACGAGACAAUGAUUGCCGACGAAGACAUCAAACAGUGGCAGACAUUACAACAAUCAAUGGAUACAACUGUCGAGGAAUACAAUAGUAAUUAUAGUCUGAGAGUUAUUAAACUGAAGAAAGAGAUUCAUUUAAAUAAGGAAUCAACUGAUGGCAAACAAUCCGGAAAUAAUAAUAACAACAUUGAUGUCAAUGAAGAAGACAUCAGUCAAUUGCCAGCACAACCUCUGUGUCAGACAACUGUCACCACUAGUAUUCAAGAGCCAGAAGCAGAUUCUAACGUCGAGACUAGUAGUAAUACAAGUAAUCAACAUAAGAAAUCAUUGUCCAAUAUUUGCGAAUCCGAUAGCAAACUAUUGUUAUUGUUGAAGAACUGUACGAUCGAUGAUAAAACCCAACGAUUUUUGUGUCCAAUUACUGACUGCGACCGAAGUUACCGAACUAAACACAUUCUUCAGAAACACUUUCGCUAUAAUCACUACAAAUCACACACCAAACGGUUUAGUUGUUCGCAUCCCGAUUGCAAUUAUCGUACAAAUAGACGAGAUUUAUAUAAUAUACAUAUAGAGAUACACAAUGUCAACCGUACGAAAAACUACCAGUGCUUAGAAUGCGACAAAUCAUACCUAAGUAAAUCCAAUCUAACCAAACAUAUACAUACUAAACACUUAAAGAAAAAGUUUAAAUGUGGUAUAAAUGGUUGUACGACAAUGUUUACCACUUGCCAUAGUCGGAUACUUCAUCGAGAAUCAGUACAUCAUAUGAAAUAUGCCGACCGCACUAAGCAGGCCAAGUAUAUAUGUCAAUGGCCCGGUUGCGACUAUCGUAGUACAUCAGAUACCAAUCUUAGGGAUCACAUCCGCAAGCACACGGGUGAACGGCCGUACCGGUGCGAGUGGCCAGACUGUCAACAACGAUUUGCACGCAAAACUGGUCUCAAACGACACGUUAUAUGUCAUCAAAAUCUCAAGCCAUAUGUAUGUCAAUGGCCCGGUUGUGACUAUCGGGGCAAUUGUCAUAGCAAUUAUUAUGCACACAAAAAGAUACAUCAAAGACAAUAAUAACAACA
Messenger RNA from Oppia nitens, 4967 nucleotides. RefSeq names its product zinc finger protein 91-like. The coding region runs from base 1 to 4959 and encodes 1652 amino acids. The transcript is spliced from 3 exons. NCBI's taxonomy places the organism in Eukaryota, Metazoa, Arthropoda, Arachnida, Sarcoptiformes, Oppiidae. Gene Ontology annotation, cellular component: nucleus. Gene Ontology annotation, molecular function: DNA-binding transcription factor activity, RNA polymerase II-specific; RNA polymerase II cis-regulatory region sequence-specific DNA binding. Gene Ontology annotation, biological process: regulation of transcription by RNA polymerase II. The record is from RefSeq and is a predicted model, not a curated record.